UUAAACCCAAUAACCUUGCAUCCAGCGGUAGGGGAAUGAUCCGGUGGUAUUAAGAGAGAUAAAUGAAGUGGACUGAUAAGCCGAGGAGACAUGCGAGGCUUCAAUGAUGUGCGCGGCGCCUCAGUCAGCCCUUGGAUACCACAUUGCAAAGUUCUACUGGUUGGCUGACGAGUAAUUAAUUCUCACCGCAUGUAAAAGUUUUUAUUUCUCGAAUCAAAGUGAAAACCCAUUUGGUGAAUUCUCCGUGGAUAUUCAAAGUGAUUUUUAAACACAAGGUCAAGCCUUUGAAAACGUAUCGAAUCUCUUCACAUUUUACCUUGAUAUACUUGACAGAGUUUAACAAAUUGAAAUAAGUAAAUCUGUCCAGUGCGAGCGUGUUUUCCGACGUCUAUAAUGUAUCCCACGCAACGUGCGCGGCAGGUCUGUGGUGGCGUGGAACGAGUGGGAUGAUGGAGAGGUCAGGGAGUUGCAACAGCUCUUAACAAUGAUGCCACGACCUAACCUGACGUGGCCUGCCGUCGAGGGAAAAGAGCUGGAGGAUGCGUUUCCUGUAACGUGCAAUCUGACUUGUUGCCAAUACAGCGAGGACGAGAUCAUCUGUUUCAGCGAAAUCAACUACACAGACGUCAACAGCCUUAGGACAUGGCCACAGUGGGAGCUGGCCGUGAGGUGGACGUUCGCCUCGCUGGUCAUGCUCGUGGCUGUUCUCGGGAACCUGACCAUCAUCAUCAUUCUGUCCAAGAACCGUCUUCUUCUCCGCACCUCCGUCAACCACUUCAUCCUCAACAUGUCGGUGGCAGACCUGAUCCUCGCGCUGACUGGGCCCAUCCCCUUUACCAUCCGGGACACCAGCAUGUUCUGGCCUCUUGGUGAACUUUGGUGCCACUUGGAGGGAUACAUUCAGAUGCUGGUGAUGCUGGUGAGUCUCGCGUCCCUGGCCACCAUCAGCUUUGACCGUAUGAUGGGCGUCGUGCGGCCCUUCCACACGCACCUCAAGACUUGGCACUCCCUCGCCAUCAUCGUCGUCAUCUGGGGGUCCUCCGCAGUGCUGGCUCUUCCCUGGGGCCUCUACAGGGUGUUCACGGUACACAUCUGGAAGGACUGCGUGCAGACCAUUUGCGGAGAGAACGAGAAGCUGUACAUUUGGUGGAUGGUGGCGGUGGUGGGCCUGACGUGGCUGCCCCUUGCCAUCAUGCUCAUCUCGUAUUCCACUAUCCUCGUCUAUUUCCGGCACCCAAAGUUCAAGAAUCUCUCAAAACGGGAGCACCCAGUGAUGACUCACCUCAAGAAGCGCGUGGUGAAGAUGAUGUUUCUGGUGGUCGUGAUCUUCGUGGUGUGCUGGCUUCCCCUUCAGCUCCUCAAUAUCUUUUACACCAGCUUCCUAGACGAAAACGGCCAGAUCAAAGACGAGGAAACUGAAAAGUACUACAACGCGCUGGUGACAGUGUCGCAGUACAUGAUUUACGUGAACCCCGCCGCCAACCCGAUCAUCUACGGCCUUCUUCACCAAAACUUCCGACGCGCCUUCAGGCUCACCUUUCCCUGCAUCUUCACAAGAAAGUCUUCGCUGGUCCUGACCCGCGGCCAAGGUGUCACCCGGUACAUGUGGUCUGUUAAAUCGACUGGCUCGACGCCAAGCGCCGCCGUCGCCCAGCGCAGGCAAAGCGCCGAGCAGCAAGCACGGCGUUCCCCAGCUGAGCGCACCUCCGCUACUUCAGGCCGCAGAUUAGGCAGCUUCACGACACUCAAGAACAAAAGGCAAAGGCAAGGCAGCUACGCAAGCAGCAAGGGGGAGCGAAAGGCGAGGAAGUGUUGCAUUCUGAGAUUUGAGCGUCUGGGAAGCCGAAAAUCUAGGAAAGAAGAGAAACGGUCUGCUGAGGUUGACAGUGACGAAGGACUCUGCUCUGGACACCUUUCCAAUGUCAAUGAAAAAUAUGUUCGCGACUUGCCUCCAAGAAAGAUGUCCAUCGUGAGCAAGGGCACUCUGGGUCACCUUGUGUCUGAGGUCAUUGAGGAAGAGACUUCGAGUGACGCUGAGAGGGAGAGAGUGUUAUGAGAGCGAUGAGAGCCUUUAACUUUGUAAACUGAGCUAACAAGUGUGUUUUGGCUGGCCUGAACAAGACAUUUCUGCUCAAGGCGUGGGUGUAGACCUCCCAGCCAGUUCAAGUCUCGCGCUCGCGUGACGUCACAAUGCAAUGACUCUCGGAGCAAACUGUUGCUGCGACACCGUGGCCCUGCCUGUAGAUAUUCUUAUGUUUAGGGAAAAUAAUAACUGAAUAGUUUGUAAGGCACUGGUAUGUAGGCAUCAGGUACAGAAGUGGAAUGUGUGGUACAAUUUGCUGUUCGGAUUUGUGUCACAAUGUUUAGGCGAGGUUUAGGGCUUUACAUAUGCCUGAUUAUUAUCAUCUGCUACAAAACGCUUUUUUAUUAUCAUGCUUUACAAGCUAACACAAUCUUUUAGAGAAGACCAUUGUGCGACGGCGUCAUGUGAGCCCAACUCAGGGUGGCCUCAAGACUCGUCUGCAUAGGCUGUCCUCCUCUCGUGUUCAUGUGUCUUGAGUAAGUCUCUCAUAUAUUCGUAUUUGAAAUGAAACAAAAAAGCAGUAAAAAAAUAAAGAUGGAACAACAAACGAAUCUUAAUUAAGUAUGGUAUAUUAUAUCGUUUUGGGUCUCACUAUAGCAGCAAUGUCUCCAUGCGUAUAGUGAAUCCAUAUUUACAAUGUGCUACGACCUAAACUAAAUGUAGGUUUUGUUGUCCAUAAACAGUCGAUGUGGAAGGAAAUAUCGUUUCUCCAGAAGUUUGUGACAACAUUACAAUUAGAGUGAAAAAAAAAAAACUGAAAAGAAAAAGAAAAAGAGAACAAUAGUCUAUUUAGGAAUGAGGAUAUAAAACAUU
Eriocheir sinensis (Chinese mitten crab) is the source of this 2896-nucleotide messenger RNA. Its product is annotated as substance-K receptor-like. The transcript is spliced from 7 exons. The coding region runs from base 485 to 2056 and encodes 523 amino acids. NCBI's taxonomy places the organism in Eukaryota, Metazoa, Arthropoda, Malacostraca, Decapoda, Varunidae. The record is from RefSeq and is a predicted model, not a curated record. Gene Ontology annotation, biological process: G protein-coupled receptor signaling pathway. Gene Ontology annotation, molecular function: G protein-coupled receptor activity. Gene Ontology annotation, cellular component: membrane.